Molecule: messenger RNA, 4092 nt
Organism: Acanthopagrus latus (yellowfin seabream)
Lineage: Eukaryota; Metazoa; Chordata; Actinopteri; Spariformes; Sparidae
Gene: ppm1la
Product: protein phosphatase, Mg2+/Mn2+ dependent, 1La
Exons: 4
Coding region: 1012-2103 (363 amino acids)
Biological process (GO): protein dephosphorylation
Molecular function (GO): protein serine/threonine phosphatase activity; cation binding
Source: RefSeq, a predicted model, not a curated record
AUUAAUCACAAUAUCAAAAAUUAAACAAAUUCGACUUCACAAUAAAAAAAAAAAUCUUUUCUGUUUUACAGCAGAAGUGUUCAAGAGAUUUGAAUCAUCUUUAAGAGUGACGUAAUGAUAACGAUGAUGUCACAUCGUGCUCGAUGACAUCAUCACUUGAUGCCGCAGCCACCGUCAUCGGUCCCAUGUUUUGUUCAUCCAUCGCAGCAGUUUGCAGCUGCGCACUCCUGUCAGCGCCCACUUCAUUUAAAGAACGAGCCACUGCUGUCAACAUCUAUGAUCACGGUCCACAUCCGCUACAGACUUUCAAAAUAAAACCAACCCUGUACAAAAACAUGUAUGGAGCACACGUGGACAGCUCGUGUUAAUGUUUCGCUUUAUUCGGUCGACCACAUUUCACUUCCUGUUUCAUUCUUACUCCACCGUGGUGUUUUGACACGGUUCUAAAAAAAAUGGAGGGGUGUGUGUGUGAGAAAUGUAAUCUUGUUGCGGGGACUGAGUAGAGACAUAACCGAGGGAAGAAACGGGGGGGACGGAAAAAAAAAACAGACAAAAACGGAGGACACCUCCAAGUCACACCGUCGACCUCCUCCGCUGACUCCCAUGACUCUCUCCGGGGUUGGUCUAACCCAAAAAAAAAAAUCCGUCAUCCAACAAUGGGCUGUGGGAGAUCGGCUCGACUCGGAGGAUCGUCUUGCAGCUGUUCAGAGAGCCGAGAGUAGGACCGAGACAUCGGAGUCAAUGAAGGUGGCCUGUCCGCUUUUGUCCUGCAUCUCCCGGCCCGGUGUCUGGCAGCCAGCCGCGGCGCACUGCGCGUAAAUGCGGUCCGAAUAGAGAAAGACAGGCCCGCCGAGGAGCUCCUUAAAGGUCGAAAUGCACUUUAAAGGUUGAAAUGCAGUCUUUGUCAGGCGUCGUCUGUAGCGAAUCGAUUUCCUUAUAGUGUCCGCUGAGCGGAUGGAGUGAACUGUGCAGAAAAAGAGAGAGAGACAGACUGCAGCUCGGUUGCGUGUGAUGAUAGGAGACACAAUGACGCUCCUGUCUCUUCUGGGUCGGAUCAUGCGUUAUUUUCUCCUCAGGCCUGAGACAUUGUUCCUGUUGUGCAUCAGUCUGGCGCUGUGGAGCUACUUCUUCCACACCGACGAGGUGAAAACCAUCGUCAAGUCCAGCCGGGACGCCGUGAAGAUGGUGAAGGGGAAAGUGGCGGAGAUGAUGCAGAAUGACCGGCUGGGAGGCCUCAGUAUCCUGGAUGCGGAGUUCUCCAAAACCUGGGAGUUCAAAAACAACAACGUCGCCGUGUACUCCAUCCAGGGGAGGAGAGAUCACAUGGAGGACCGCUUCGAGGUGCUCACCGACAUCGCCAACAAGAGCCACCCGUCCAUAUUCGGGAUCUUUGACGGUCACGGUGGAGAGGCUGCAGCUGACUAUGUGAAGGCCCACCUGCCAGAAACCCUGAGGCAGCAGCUGCAGGCCUUUGAGCGAGAGAAGAGAGAGAGCGCUCACUCGUACGCCAGCAUCCUCGAGCAGCGCAUCCUGACUGUGGAUCGUGAGAUGCUGGACAAGCUCUCCGCCAACCACGAUGAAGCAGGAACCACAUGUCUUAUGGCGCUGCUGUCCGACCGAGAGCUCACUGUGGCCAACGUCGGAGACUCCCGCGGCGUGUUGUGCGACAAGGAUGGGAACGCCGUUGCGCUGUCGCAUGACCACAAGCCGUAUCAGCUCAAGGAGCGCAAGAGGAUCAAGAGGGCAGGAGGUUUCAUCAGUUUUAAUGGCUCCUGGAGAGUCCAGGGGAUCCUGGCCAUGUCCCGCUCUCUUGGAGACUACCCGCUGAAGAACCUCAACGUCGUCAUCCCCGACCCUGACAUCAUGACCUUUGACCUGGACAAACUUCAGCCAGAGUUCAUGAUCCUGGCGUCCGACGGCUUGUGGGAUGCUUUCAGCAACGAGGAGGCCGUCCGGUUCGUCCGCGAGCGCCUGGACGAGCCUCACUUCGGCGCCAAGAGCAUCGUCCUCCAGUCCUUCUACCGCGGCUGCCCCGACAACAUCACCGUCAUGGUGGUGAAGUUCAAGAGCGGAGCCGGGGGGAGUAGCAAGGGCGGGGAUUAGGUCAGGUUCAAGUUGAGAGAUGGUAAUUUUCCCCAUCUUUUCCGAUGGAGCAGCAAGGGUGACACGACAGCAGGACUGGAGGAAGUUAAAGUUUGGACAUUGAGAACUGUACUGUUGAUAAGUACACACACACACACACACACACAGAAACAUGUAAAAAAAAAAAAAAAAGAAAAAGCCAGGUUUUGUUUGGUUUGUAGGUUUCUGAUUGAGAUAAGGGCAUUCAAACAAACCACAGAAUUCAUACUCAUCCGAUGAAUACAUUAAAAUACUGAGACGAGAGAAAAAAAAACACAAGACACACAAAGCAAACAGGGGAUUUUCUCUCAACCAGCACACAUUAGACUGUGACUGAUUUACUACUGUUUACUGUACAUGCACGUGAAUGGUACAGCUCCACUGGAGGCUUCUUCAGAGGAGGCUUCAACUAGUGCCUACUCCAGAAUUACUGUGCAACUACAGGAAGCUACUGAAAACGCAUUCGCGGAGAAAAGAAAAAAAAAAAAAACAACCUCCACCCUGCUUGCUGCAUUUUGAUGAUAAUCCCAAGUAUUGUACAUGCAUCUGUUACAACUUUGACCUGGAAAAUCGUGUCAAAUAUGAAAAAAAAAGACUCCAGUGGAUCCAUACCUUUGAUUUAACACGAGGCAACGCUCCAGUUAAAAUCUAUAUUUUGAGUAUCAGUCAAUCAGUUCCUGCAGAGAGAGAGAGGGAGCUGUUAAACAUUUGUAGUCAGUCGGUUUAAUGUAAAAGCGAGCAGUCUUGAGAGAGGAAGAAAAAGUAGUGCAAGGCAUUGAAAGUUUGUAAAAUUCUCAACUUGAAGUAUUUUCAAAGUUAGGAAGAAGCUUGAAUUUAAAUGUACACCUUCAAAGAUGAUGAUUUUUUAUCACAAGCUGAUACUUUACCCCGAUAAUCACUCAUUUAAACCAAAAAUCUGUUGAUGAUGAUUUUUGAAAAGGAUGGGCGAGUUUGAGUUUGAGAAGUUUUUGUUAAUCUCUCUUCAAAUGUAAAGAAAGGUAAAGAAAUCCUGUCACCGUCAUCCAAACUGACACUGCAAAGUUUUACAGCCAAGUUUAGUGUAGUUAGUAUUGAGUUGUGUUUAGUGUGUAGAAGGUUAGUGAUACUCAGAUCAUAGAUUUUCGAGCGGAGUUUCACUUUUACAGACAACACACACACACAAACACAUAUGAAAAACUGCACUUUUCAGAUGUUUAUUUUUUGGAAUGGUGAAUCCUUAACAUAUCAGCUGAUGUAAACUCUGUAUAUCCUCAGUAACACACACAAGGGUUUUAACGUAUGUAGAAAUCUGAUUUAGUUUCCCGACCCUCAUGGUUCACCUCAUGGUUCUGCAGUUUCUUUUUUAUGGAGCUUGUCCCAUCAGAGUUAAUUCAUGCCAUCCGUGUCAGGGCGCAUGAGCUCUGGCACUACCCAGAACGGAAUCAUGAACAGAGUACAGCGCUGGUGGCUGCCUUUGACCCGGGGAAGCGCACGAAAUGGGACGUGGAAACUACAGGACGACACAACUGCACAGCCGCAGCCUGAACGCUUGUAGCUUGUUAUGUGAUCUGCUCGUGAAGCAAUACGACUGGUGUCGACGACGGCAACAACCUGUCGAGGAACGUUGCGGUACCAUACUUGAUUUACUACUGUUUUUAUGUUCAACUACUUUUUACCACUUUGUUUUCAUGAUCUCUGCAUCAGUCGACAGAAGCCUUUUUUUUUUUAAUUUAACAGUUUACCUAAUGCCUUAUUUAUUAUUACGUUUCUGGACGUGUCUGGCGGAAUUUGCCAAAUCAGUAUAUCCAUUUGUUUUUCGUCCUUCUGUACAUGAGCAGAAGUUGACAGGACAUUAGAUACACAUCACUUUGUUUUUUGAGGAGCAGUCUACGAUUAUUCACACAUGUUGAGCUGAUGCUCAGUGUAAAAAAAAAAAAGUGUAAAAACGCUGUAUGUAAACUAUCAGUAUUAAACAAACUCUUUCAUCUUAAA